Nematostella vectensis (starlet sea anemone) is the source of this 2269-nucleotide messenger RNA. RefSeq names its product kelch domain-containing protein 3. Gene Ontology annotation, molecular function: protein binding. The coding region runs from base 316 to 1584 and encodes 422 amino acids. The transcript is spliced from 17 exons. The record is from RefSeq and is a predicted model, not a curated record. Lineage: Eukaryota; Metazoa; Cnidaria; Anthozoa; Actiniaria; Edwardsiidae.
AGAAAAGAUCACACAUUUUGGGGCCGAACUAUCGGUUCUAGAAUUCCUUUUUAUUAUGCUUUUGAAAUCUGAUCUUGCAAGUGCACGGGAGAAUAUGAUUAAGCCCGCACGCACUCAUUAUUGCUAGUAUUGAUUGUGGUCUGUUGACGGUGAUAGCAGUCGAGGCAAGGACAUGCUGUGGCUGUUGUUGGCAAGAAUGCUUAUGUCUUUGGAGGUAGCAGUGGAAGUGGAUAUGGAGAAACUGAAAAUUCUGAUCCAGUUUACCUCAAUGAUUUAUUCCUGCUAAAAGUUGGACUUCAGGUGUCCUGGGAACGCAUGAGACAACUUGGUGAUGUUCCUUGUGGAAGAGAUGGUCACUCCUUAAAUGCUGUAGGAUCAGUGUUGUACUUAUUUGGAGGAUCUAAUUUCCCUGAAGCAGAAGACUGUCUUGAUGACCUGUAUGCUUAUGAUAUAGGUACUUUGUCAUGGGAACUGUGCCCCACCCAAGGGCGGCAGCCAAAAACGCUAGGACAGACGACUGUUGCUAUCAGAGAUACACUAUAUGUGUUUGGUGGUAUUUAUCGUGGAGAAGCCAACAAUAAACUAUACAUGCUCAAUACAGGUAACCUCACAUGGACACCUUUGGUAACUUCUGGACAAAUACCACCUCCAAGAUGUGACCAUGCAUGCACAGUGAUAGGAGAAAAGUUUUACAUAUCCGGAGGAAGUGGCGGAGAGAAGACCUGGUUUAAUGACCUGUACUGCUUUGAUACUGUAACUCUUAUCUGGCACUAUAUCAAUGCCCAAGGACAUCUGCCAUUUCCCCGAAGCCUUCACACCAUUUGUGCUUACCAUGACAAGGACAUUUAUUUGUUUGGAGGUACAAAUGAUAGUGCUAAGGGAAGAUCACCUUUUAAUGAUGUCUUCAAGUUCAACCUGUCCAAGUCAAAGUGGAAAAAGCUUCACUGUGAAGGCCCUACACCAGACAGUCGCCUUGGGCAUUGUGCCAUCAUCAUCUAUGGCCAGAUGAUUGUAUUUGGGGGUAUGAAUGACGAGAGGGAUUUUAGUGAUGUAGUUAUCCUACAAACCAGAGCUGCUGCUAAGCAGUUACCACCAGCCAUGACAGGCCUAAAUGAGUCGACCUCUUCUGAACAAAGCAUUGAUAGCAUUGAUGGGCCACUGUCAAAUAGCUACAACACAAAUAUUCCAAUUCCCUCACGAUACCAACUGAUAACACCAACUCUCAACAAGCCUAUACAGAUCCCUGAUUUAUCCGAUACCAAGGCAGAAUUCGUACAACGUAUCGAGGAUGUAUUCCGAGAUUUGACCGCCAAGUACACAGAGCUAGAAACACAACGAGAACUUUUGAAGAAAUCUGUAGAGGCGUUUGAAGAAGAGAAAAAUAUCAAUAUCCAGAAAUUUGAGCAACAACAAAAGGAAUUAAAAGAACUUUUAGAAAAACACAAAACGGAAAACGAGGAUUGGAUUCAAACCAAGAAAGAGGAGCUAGAAGAGGAAAGAGCUGCGCUUCAACGUGAUCGCAUGCAGCUACUGGAGGAACAGAAAAAACUGCGCAGAGAUUCGGGGGCUUUCGAGAAAACGUAAACAGUUAGAAGCGAUAGACAAAAUCGGGGAUAUUCUUUCCGAAGCUAAAAUGAACUAGCGUCAACUAGCUGUAACACUGCGAUGUGUAACACUGCGACGGAGCACCCCCUGACUCCCCUACAUUUCGGCUAUGCCAUGUAAACGUGAAAUUGUUGGGAGAGAGAGGGGCUGUGAUAAUUCGGGCCUCACGCAUAGGAUGGGCGCAUGUCUACAUCGUACCCUACAUAAUUUGACGAUGACCCAACAAAUGGUGUUCACAAGGUUAUUCUUAGUGUGUCUGUAGAUCUUUAUGAAGAAGAUACUGCAUACCGCGCUCGGGACGGGAGCGGGACGGGAGUCGGAUGCUCGAUGGGGCGCAUGUUUUGUAAUCCGCUCGCCCGCGGGACUACCCGUAGCCUCAAUUCAAAUCCAUUAGACCAUAUUAUUGCAUAUUGAAAUAAUACUAGAGUCACAACUCUUUACGUGUAAAAUUCUUUGCGCAAAUAAGGGUUACAGAUAGCAGGACCCCUUUAAAAUUACUUGAAUAUAGAGCUAAGUUAUUUAACGUUUAGUGCACUAGUGUUUUACAAAAGGGUCAUAGUGUUACUCCAAGUCUUGCAGCCUUACUGUAGAGGAGAAUCUCUUAUUUGUAAUAUACAGUGUGUGUUUCUUUGAGAGAGGGUGAAUACAAGGUUUUGAACUUUCA